CUCUUCAGCGUAUUCCAGAGCCUUCACGUCAACCCCGUAUUCUUCUGUCAUGGCGGUCCAACAUCAGCCAACUCAGGUGGUGAUGGUCUCCUCCGCCACUCAUGGUGUUGGGAACUGGAGCACCGGCCUCUGCGACUGCUGCUCUGAUAUGGGCACCUGCUGCUGUGCUCUUUGGUGUUUCCCCUGCAUGCAGUGUCAGACGGCCAGUGAUUAUGGCUGGUGCUGCCUCAUGCCACUGCUGGACUUCUGCUGCGUGGUGUCCUGCAUACUCCGGUCCAACAUCAGGGAACGCCACAACAUUCCUGGCUCCUGCUGUGACGACUGCUGCAAAUUAAUGUGGUGCUACGCCUGUGUCUGGUGCCAGAUGAACCGAGAGCUGAAGAUCAGGGGUAGAAACCAGUCUGGCACCACCGUGGUCACCACGCAGGUCACCAGAGGGUAG
Molecule: messenger RNA, 442 nt
Organism: Nematolebias whitei (Rio pearlfish)
Lineage: Eukaryota; Metazoa; Chordata; Actinopteri; Cyprinodontiformes; Rivulidae
Gene: ponzr1
Product: plac8 onzin related protein 1
Exons: 4
Coding region: 50-442 (130 amino acids)
Source: RefSeq, a predicted model, not a curated record